AUGGGGAAACGCGGGCUGGGCUGCAAGAAGCGGAUCAGGGAGAACGUGGUGAAGGAGCGGGAGGAGGAGGAGUACUGGCGGAGAGUGAUCGAAGAGAAGAGGAGGAGGGACGAGAAGGAGAACAAGGAGAAGCUGAAGCAAGGAGGAGAAGGGCAGGGCGUGAAGGAAGUGAGGGAGAAGGGAGGCGCGAGGGCGAGGGAUCAGGAGGGGAAGAAAGGGAAGAAGAAGCGCGAGAAAGAUAAGGAGGAGACGUAUCAGCCGCAAGAUGCUCAUGAAGGGGAUGGGAAAGGGGGGAAGGCACAUGGGACCGCUCGCCACAUGUCCAAGAGCAAGCAUCAACCCCAUAACUCAUCGCUGGCAUGGCACGUCGGCCAUUGCCCGGUGAAAGGCAGGAUCAUGGUGGCGGCGAGGGACAUCGAGGCAGGAGAGAUCAUUCUCGAGGAGGAGCCGCUCGUCGCUGCCUCUUGGCACGCGCACCGCUGCAUCGAAUGCCACGAGCCCCACCGCAGCUCCGAGUGCAGCAGGGUCCAGCACAAGUACCCCCCUGCAGUCGCUGCCAACAUGGAGGAGAUCGAAAGGUUCCUGGAGGGCCUCGAGAGCAUCGAAGAGCUAGACAGCGCGAGGAGGUUCAUCAAGCUCCUGAGCAAGUCCAGCUCAGACCCAGCAGUGAUGGUCCACCUGAGCCCUUGCACAGCUGCGAACAUGGAGAGCUGCAGGAAGGCGGUCAGUGCUGUCAGGAAGCACAAAGUGGCCAAGGCGAUCAUCCCCCCGACUGUCUCGGACGAGGAUGCAGCUAGGAUGCUCUCGAUCCUCAACACCAACUCCCACGAGCUGGGGGAGUGGGGGGGCAGCGGGCUGUUCCUGCUGGGGUGCUUGAUGGAGCACAGCUGCGCACCGAACUGCAACUUCUCCACCUAUGGAACUCAACUCUGGGUAACAGCGCUGAAUUCCAUCAAGAAGGGUGAAAGCCUGUCGAUAGACUAUAACGACUCCACCUUCGAGCCCACGGCCGUCCGGAGAAAGCUCUUGAAGGACUCCUAUGACUUCCUGUGUCUUUGCCCGCGCUGCACUACCUUGCCGGAUGUGAUGAGGGCUUUCAUCUGCCCGGUGAAACAGUGCAAGGGGAAGGUGUGCCCAUUGGGCGAGGGCUCCAAACCCAGUGAUUGGGUCUGUGAAAAGUGCAAGUCUCAACUGGACAAAAAGUCCAGGAAGAGGUUCCUUGAGAUUGAGAAAGCCUUGAUGGAGGAAGGGCCUGAGCAUGACGUGUUUCACGAGACGCACCAUAUUGUGUUGGAGGCUCUGCGAGAGCUUGGGAGUGUGUACGCUAAGGACGAGGAGGCAGUUGCGGAUGGAAGCGCAGAGGAGAUAUGGCUGAGGGUCCUGAAGGGGGCGGAUCAGGCCCGUUCCAUCCUAAUCCCUCUGGUCCUCCCAAAGUUUCAUCCGACCAAGGCGAUCUGGUGGGACAACGUGGCCCAGCUGCGGUUGUCGAGGAAGAACCAAGCUGGAGCCCAGGAGGCUUUGAAGCGGUCCUACGAGGUCACCAGGCGCUGCUGCGGGGACGCGACCCCUUCUACUCAGGACGCGUUGAGGCUGGUGGAGCAUCCUCCAAAGGCGUGUGAAAGCUUCAAAGUUGAGAGGUGGGCAGGAGAGCUGAAGGACUGGCAGGACAUCGAGGAGCUCAACCAGACGUACGAGAACGUGAAGGAGCAGGCGGCUCGCCUGACCAGGAGAGGGUUUGAUAGCCUCCAGUACUUCCAGUCGCUCUGGGCCAGCUCGCAGAGCGCUGGCCGCCAGUGA
This is a messenger RNA of Guillardia theta CCMP2712, 1797 nucleotides long. RefSeq lists its product as hypothetical. The coding region runs from base 1 to 1797 and encodes 598 amino acids. The record is from RefSeq and is a predicted model, not a curated record. The transcript is spliced from 9 exons. Gene Ontology annotation, molecular function: heme binding; electron transfer activity; protein binding. NCBI's taxonomy places the organism in Eukaryota, Cryptophyceae, Pyrenomonadales, Geminigeraceae. Gene Ontology annotation, cellular component: nucleus.